UUUGCUUUCAAUCCUAUCGCAGUAUCUCCUUUCUGCUUCUAACGCAUUCUCAAGUACCGGAUGAAUCGAUUCUCUCUGUCUGUCACACACUCUCCUCUUCCUUUCGACUUCUUCAGCUCCAUAUCUCAGCAGCGCUUUCUUGGCCUUGCUUCCGUAUUCCCCUCACCUCAGCAGCCCCUCAGGCCCGUCCGCUUCCCCCAUCUUUCUCAUCUCUGUGCACGAUAGCUCUUCACACCCCUAAUAAGUUGUUUCAUUUAUCCUCUACACUGAAGUCUCUCCUGCAAGCUGGCCUCGGCGGGCUUUGGGUGCUCUCACCGCCUUGGCACGUGCGCCAAGACCGAAUUUGAGGGCGGCUCUCAGGGGGUGGAAUGGCGUGGAGCGGACCUGCAACUGGCGCAGCACAGUACCAGCCACCACCGUUCGCUAACGGCCAGCCUGGCUACAGCCAACCCCAACAGUACCAGUAUGGCCAGCAAGCGGCCUACGGUCAGUAUCAAGGCGGGCCUGCUUAUCCUCAAGGUGGCCCUCCGCAACGACCUCCCGACAAUCGGCCUCCUAAGAAGAAAGGCAACCCAAUAAUCACGCGAUAUCCUCCACCGCCUGGCUAUCGCGGGCCUGCUCAACCCCAAGGUCCUUAUGGAACCAAUCAGAAUCAGGGUCAAUACCAACCUCCUCAGCAGGCCUACCCGCAAGCAUAUUCAGGGGCCCCAAGCUACCCAAACCAAGGUUAUUCAGCACCAUCCACCUAUCCACCAGCUCAAGGGUACUCACCCCAGGGCUACGGACCCCCACAGAACUACCCACCACAGCCUAACUACCAGCAGCCACCAUACUCGCAAGGACCAGGCUAUCAGUAUCCGCAACCCGCUUACCCACCUAAUCAGGGUUAUUCGCAAGCUCCAAGCCACCAAGGCGGUCAUGGUGGUCAAAGCUAUGCACCGCAACAAGGUUCCUUUCAAGGAUAUCCGCCUCAACCCGUUCAUGUAGACUCGAACCAACAAGCUUUCUCUCAUCCUCAUGGCUGGCAGCAAUCGAACGGCCCCACAGCGUACAGCCAUGAUCAGUAUAGUUCAUAUGGUGGCGCCCCGGCCAUCAAGCAGGACCCAGAAGCUACCCCAACACCGACAUCGGCGCAAAUCGCCGGGACCCAGCAGACCUUCCCCCUAGCUCAAACCGAAGGCCCAAAAAGUGAGCAAUCUGCUGGGGAGAAGCCCCAAUUAUUCCUCGCCUGGGAUGACUGGGACUUCGAUUUUGAUGGUGCAAUCUGGCCAAAGAGUAAUGAGCCCGUUGACCCGAACUUGAGUCUUGGCGUUAUCAUCUGGCGUCCAGCGAAACAAGUCACUCGUGCGUUACCUUGCACAUUUAGUGAUGCCGAGGAACAGGCCCUCAAGCCUCCAGCUGAGAAGUUAGGCAAUGGGGAGUCUGUGUCUAAUUACUUUACUCUUGAGAACUCACAUGAAGCUUUCUUGGAUGUCCGGCAAACAGAUGAAUGGCCAAACAUCAGGGCCGAUCCAAUUUUUGUUGUCUUUGAUGACAACGACGUUGACCUGAUUCCAAUCGAGGACUGUAUAUCGAAACGCGAUCGUCCUGAUGAGCCCUUCGAAGAGGCGCAGGGAAAUGAGGACGAGGAUAUGAAAGAUUCGUCUUGGAAUGUCAUGGACAAUCUUGAACAGGCCCUAUCAGGUGAAAUGCUAGACACAAGGCCUCCACCACCGACUAAAGACGUGAGUUCCUCUAGGAAUCAGACACAAGAAGACAUUCUAGCGGCACUGGGCGUAACAGGAUCGCCUAAACCACCAUCGAACGAGCCCAUGCCAUUUCCGUUCCCCUCAGUUGAUGAAAAGCCGCCGGCUUCGCUCCCAGAGAAGCCUCCUGCGCCCCAACCACAGCUCCCCUCAGAACAGCCGCCUCAGAGAUCUCACUCAUACGGAGGUCAUCGCAACUCCGAUUAUGUACCUCGACCUCAACGUCCAUAUGGAUCAAUGUCUUCCUCAACUCACACGCGGCCGCCGCCACCUCCUCAGGAACGAAGACACGUCGAUUCGUGGACCUCUGGGAAUUCUCAGAACUACAUUAAUGAGCACGCUCUCGACGGGUCUCGAGAAAGCCCAGCAAGGUCUGAAGGGAGCAACCGAACACUUGUGGGGUCUGAUUUCGAGGCCGAACCUCCCGCGAAUGCCAAUAGUGGUGAUAAAUCUCAACCUCCAAGUGUCCCAAAGUUGGAACGGAGCGACAGCUCGUUCUCAAGAAAGCGAAGUUACGAUGAUACCGAUCAAGACGAUGAAAAACUACGACAGCAGGAUGAUCACACGAGGCGUAAGAAACGCCCUCAGGUGGCUGCUGCUUACAGUCGUCGGUAAAUUCAUCUGACAAGCCACUUCCAAUUGCGGGUUCCUUUCUGGAUCACCCUUUUCUCGACACCCUAACGUCCCGAUACCACGACCUUCCCCUCUACAUGUUUAUUACCGCUUUCUCCACCAACUCAUCGCUUGGUUUUUGAAGACAACAUCCUAUCACUUCACCUUCAGUUGAAUGCGAUUCCGGUUGUGUAGGAUGACAGGCAGUUGGGGAAUCGUUGCACUUGCCUUCAGGAAUUCCAAUGUUCGCCUGCUGUGCUAAUGAACAAACUA
Molecule: messenger RNA, 2630 nt
Organism: Lindgomyces ingoldianus
Lineage: Eukaryota; Fungi; Ascomycota; Dothideomycetes; Pleosporales; Lindgomycetaceae
Exons: 5
Coding region: 369-2360 (663 amino acids)
Source: RefSeq, a predicted model, not a curated record